Molecule: messenger RNA, 2343 nt
Organism: Fusarium poae
Lineage: Eukaryota; Fungi; Ascomycota; Sordariomycetes; Hypocreales; Nectriaceae
Exons: 9
Coding region: 1-2343 (780 amino acids)
Biological process (GO): isoprenoid biosynthetic process
Molecular function (GO): prenyltransferase activity
Source: RefSeq, a predicted model, not a curated record
AUGGACUUUACAUACCGUUACUCGUUCGAGCCUACGGACUACGACACUGACGGUCUCUGUGAUGGUGUUCCAGUGCGCAUGCACAAGGGUGCAGACUUGGACGAGGUUGCCAUCUUCAAGGCUCAGUAUGACUGGGAGAAGCAUGUUGGUCCCAAGCUGCCCUUUCGAGGUGCAUUGGGGCCAAGACACAACUUCAUCUGUCUUACUCUACCAGAGUGUUUGCCUGAGAGGCUAGAGAUUGUUUCUUAUGCGAAUGAGUUUGCCUUCCUUCAUGAUGAUAUCACUGAUGUUGAGUCAGCCGAGACGGUUGCUGCCGAGAAUGAUGAAUUUCUCGAUGCACUUCAACAAGGUGUAAGAGAAGGUGACAUCCAGAGCCGCGAGUCUGGAAAGCGACAUCUCCAGGCUUGGAUCUUCAAGUCUAUGGUAGCCAUUGACCGUGAUCGAGCAGUGGCAGCUAUGAACGCUUGGGCCACCUUUAUCAACACAGGUGCAGGAUGUGCCCAUGACACAAACUUCAAGACACUUGAUGACUAUCUCCACUACAGAGCUACAGAUGUCGGUUACAUGUUCUGGCACGCGCUCAUCAUUUUUGGAUGUGCCAUCACUAUUCCUGAUCAUGAGAUUGAGCUAUGCCAUCAACUCGCUCUUCCAGCCAUCAUGUCAGUGACUUUGACAAAUGACAUUUGGUCAUAUGGCAAGGAAGCAGAGGCAGCUGAGAAGUCCGGUAAACCCGGAGACUUUGUGAAUGCUCUUGUUGUUUUGAUGAGAGAGCACAACUGCUCCAUCGAAGAAGCCGAGCGCCUCUGCAGAGCACGAAACAAGAUUGAAGUAGCCAAGUGUCUCCAGGUCACCAAGGAGACACGAGAGCGAACAGAUGUUUCUCAGGAUCUCAAGGACUACCUAUACCACAUGCUGUUUGGUGUCAGUGGAAACGCUAUCUGGAGCACUCAGUGCAGAAGAUAUGACAUGAACGCGCCUUACAAUGAGAGGCAACAGGCCAGACUCAAGCAGACCAAAGAGGAGCUUACUUCUACAUAUGACCCCAUUCAGGCAUCCAAGGAGGCCAUGAUGGACACUACUCGUCCUGAGAUCCACAGACUACCUACUCCCGACAGCCCUGCUAAGGAGAGCUUUGCUGUUCGUCCUUUGGUUAACGGCAGUGGAGAGUACAAUGGCAACAGUUAUGUCAAUGGUACCAAGACGAAUGGCGUUCAUGGGACCAAUGGAGUCUCCAAUGGUCUCCCUCAGUCUACUCAGAACGGCCACUCAACUAUCAAUGGGGUUGACGAACGUCCUUCCAUUGAAAGACAUGCUUCAACCAAGCGAGCCACUUCAGCUGACGACAUUGAUUGGACAGCGCACAAGAAGGUGGACAGUGGGGCUGAUCACAAGAAGACGCUGUCUGAUAUCAUGUUGCAAGAACUGCCUCCCAUGGAAGACGAUGUCGUCAUGGAGCCAUACAGAUAUCUAUGUUCUCUUCCAUCAAAGGGAGUCAGGAACAAGACCAUUGACGCUCUCAACUUUUGGCUCAAGGUUCCCGCCGACAAGGCAAACACCAUCAAGUCCAUCACGGAAAGCCUGCACGGGUCAUCACUCAUGCUUGAUGAUAUCGAGGACCACUCACAACUGCGACGUGGCAAGCCUUCUGCGCAUGCUGUUUUUGGCGAGGCGCAGACCAUCAACUCUGCAACAUUCCAGUACAUCCAGUCUGUUAGUUUGAUCAGCCAGCUUAACAGCCCCAAGGCUCUGAGCAUCUUUGUUGAUGAGAUCCGACAACUCUUUAUUGGUCAGGCUUACGAGCUUCAGUGGACCUCUAACAUGAUCUGUCCACCUUUGGAGGAGUAUUUACGAAUGGUUGACGGAAAAACUGGUGGCUUGUUCCGUCUCCUCACCCGUCUCAUGGCUGCUGAGUCUACUACUGGAGUAGAUGUUGACUUUAGCCGUCUGUGUCAGCUGUUUGGUCGCUACUUCCAGAUUCGAGACGAUUACGCCAAUCUCAAGCUUGCAGACUACACCCAACAAAAGGGUUUCUGCGAAGACCUUGACGAGGGCAAGUUCUCGCUCCCUCUCAUCAUCGCCUUUAAUGAGAACAACAAGGCUCCCAAAGCCGUGGCUCAAUUGCGAGGUCUCAUGAUGCAGCGUUGUGUCAACGGCGGUCUUACCUUUGAACAAAAGGUGCUGGCAUUGAAUCUCAUUGAAGAGGCUGGUGGAAUUUCGGGUACUGAAAAGGUGCUCCACUCGCUUUAUGGUGAGAUGGAGGCUGAGUUGGAGAGGUUGGCGAAGGUGUUUGGAGCCGAGAAUCACCAACUUGAACUUAUUCUGGAGAUGUUGCGAAUAGAUUAG